AUGGUGCGGCCUUGCCCCACGGUUAAGCCCAUCCCGAAUACCAUUACCUCAUCCAAUCCCCCUCCGUCAGCAGCGAACCGGUCCCAGAGUAAUGACUCUGCCGAAUCCUAUUUGGCCGAAGAACUCAGGGAACCGAGCCGCGCAGCAUUAAGCACAGGGAUGAGUGCCAAGGCCCCAGUUGUCGUAGCAGCUGGAGCUGAUGCCCCUUUGGAAUCUUCAAAGGGCUUGGAUCCUCCAAGGCGAUACAUCACCGUAACACGAUUAGCAUCCAAUCUGAAAGGAACGUGGAAUGGGUCAUUCUUCCCUCUGUCCAUGUGGCGUCGCUUGGACCCUGGCAAUGGGAGGACCACGGCGAUAUCAUGUGUACAAGAGAAGAAGAAGAAGAAGCAGAAGAAGAAUGGGAAAGAUGGGGGACGGGAGGAUACGCUAAAUAAAGGGAGAGGGACUCGCGUGUUUACUAAGAAAGAUUACAGUUACUACUUGGCCCUUGGCCAGGGCUUGGAGUUCAAAGGGCAAGCCCUGCAGAAAUGGGUUCAAGCUAGAGUAGCUAAGGUCAAAGCAGAGAGGGGCGCAGAGAGGGAAGCAGAGCGACUUGAGAGGGAAGCAGAUGUAAGAUUCCUUAUAAAAAAGUUAAGUGAGGACGAAUCUAAAGCCUGGCUCGAUCAUGUUGAGCAAGUCCUAAAGUCAUACCACCCUGCUCUCGAAGAAGUAGCUCUGAUUCUGGGUCAGCACUUAGACGGCAAGUGUGCCACAGCCUUCAACGCCCUCAGGGAGAAUGCAAUAGUCAUUAAAUAG
This is a messenger RNA of Macrobrachium nipponense, 795 nucleotides long. RefSeq lists its product as uncharacterized. The transcript is spliced from 4 exons. The record is from RefSeq and is a predicted model, not a curated record. Bases 1 to 795 code for a protein of 264 amino acids. Lineage: Eukaryota; Metazoa; Arthropoda; Malacostraca; Decapoda; Palaemonidae.